This is a messenger RNA of Poecile atricapillus (Black-capped chickadee), 2639 nucleotides long. RefSeq names its product NEDD4 binding protein 2 like 1 (gene N4BP2L1). The record is from RefSeq and is a predicted model, not a curated record. Bases 620 to 1405 code for a protein of 261 amino acids. The transcript has 5 exons. Lineage: Eukaryota; Metazoa; Chordata; Aves; Passeriformes; Paridae.
UUACUUUAUUUGAAUAAAGGGAGAGGCCAUGGGGCAUUCCCCUGGGGUCCCUCAAAUUUUUGGAGGGCGCAGCCUCCCUUUUUAUCCUAAUUCCCGGCCGCUUGUCCCUUCUCUCCCCAUAGGCUGAGGUACUUGAGAGGUACAGACUUCCCGGAACGCCCAAUACCUAAGAUGCCCCUCUCAUGUAUAACCCCCUCUUAACUCUUGUGGAAUUUACGGUGUUUCCACAGCGUCCCUUUCAUCUUUCACUCAAUCAGUGGAAUCCAUCCCAUUGUUUAUCUCUCAGUGACAGUUUCAUCUUAUCGGCAGCCCCACAGCUUGUUUGUAAAGACAAACCUGUCACUCCUCUCACCUUUCGGGCUUGCCCCGUAGUUCGCAAUACAGAGAGGCAGCAUGUGGGACUGGAACGCCGUCACCGCUGCCUUGUGCUUUCCUGCCUUUGAGAAUCUGGAGAAUAAUCCUGACUUUAAACAACUGGAGCUGGUAUCUCGGGCCAAAGUUCCGGGUCCGCAGCGAGUGCCGUAGCCGAGCGCUUUGGCUGUGCAGCCGCUCGUCCUUUCCCGUGUCUCUGCUCCCGCAGCUUUCGAUUUCUCGGGGCAAAGUCUCGGCCGCUCGGGACAUGGAGGGCCGAGCGCCGCGGCCCGGCCGCUCCCGCGGGGCCCGAGGGACGCGGGGCCGGGGCCGAGCUGCGGAGCGGCUGCCCCGGGCCCCCCGGCCCGGCCCGGCCCCGACCCCGCGUCCCGGCGGUCCCGGCCCCGGCGCCGCGGCCCCGGAGGAGCGGCUGCUGCAGGCCCUGGCGGGGCUGAGCCUGCGGCCCCCGCGGGCCGGCGGCGGCGGGAGGCUGGUGCUGCUGAGGGGGCUGCCGGGCGCCGGCAAGAGCACCCUGGCCAGACAGCUGAAACGUGACCACCCUGGUGCUGUAGUCCUUAGUACUGAUGACUUCUUUGUUGAAAAUGGUGUCUACGUCUUUGAGCCUGACUUCCUAGAGGAUGCACACAAGUGGAACCAGAAAAGAGCACGCAAAGCAAUGAAGAAUGGGAAAAGCCCUGUUAUUAUUGAUAAUACCAACAUCCAUGCCUGGGAAAUGAAGCCAUAUGUGAUGAUGGCACAUGAAAAUAGAUACGAAGUUACAUUCCAAGAACCAGAUACACCCUGGAAAUUCAAUGUUCAAGAACUGACAAGAAGAAAUAUUCAUCAUGUCCCUCGGGAAAAGAUACAACGGAUGAAAGAACAAUACGAGCACAAUGUUACUUUCCACAGUGUUCUCCAGUCUGAAAAACCAAGCAGGGAUGAGGGAAGCUACAGUGGAGCAAGUGCAGCUUAUGGCACGGGUCCCCACCCCACCCACCCUUCUGCCUUCCGGAGAAGACCUGGCAUGGCACGUACAAAUGUGACAUUUAACUGAAGUAACAUUUAACUGCAUUCCUUGGUCUUUUAAUUAUCAGGGUACAAGAGUCUCUAGUUUUACAUUUUUUUCUAACCUGUUUUUUAUUCUUGUGUUUUUUAUUUCUUACAAACUUUUAAAUGGCAUUGGACUGUGAUCUCACAGCUCUACACGACCACAGUAAGAGCACCGUACCCACUGUACCCUCUCAUCCCUCUUCCUCCAUGAAAAUCCCUCCAGGCAUGUGAAAUGUACUGGCUCUACCACAUGCUAUAUUUUGGAUGUUUUUUUCUGCCUCACAGUCUGAUGCCAGAAAUUCCUAAUUUAUUUCUGUCUUAACGCCAUUGUGGCCAAUUCUUUCCCCACACAACUGGCAUUUCUUGCUAUUUUAAUGCUUUAUAUCUGACUGUAAAAACUUUUUGUAUCUACCAUCUUGCCUUCAGCAUUAUUGUAACUUUCAGAUACAAAGUGAAUGAUGACCAAAGUAGCUCAACAGAUUGUAGCAAGAUUUGAUGCUGUUCCCUCUCCGUGGACUGGAUUCAUGCUGGUCUUACCUCACACACAAACAGCUUCUCCAGCCUGGAAGCAAAACACUUCAACAGAGCAAACUUAGCUCUUUCUCUUGCCGAGACACAGGAGUUCACUGAUCCCAAGAUGGAGAGGCUCCUAAACUGAAACAUUAGUGUUAGGCUUGUGCAUGUUAACUCCUAAGUGGGAACAGGGCGACAGGAGCAGCUCUGAACAGCUGAAGCAGAAACACAGACCAAGGAGCUAUUUAAUAAUAACUCUGCAUGGCAUUUUGCUGUGAAUCAAAUAAUCACAGCUGUUCUUUAAACCUCUUUUAGUGCUAGAUGGAAAGUCUGAGGAGGAAAGUACAAGAACUGUGCCAGAACAGCAGAGCAGCAUUUCAGAAUUAAAGUGUUCUGUUUGGUGAAAGUAAGAGCUCUUUAUUAUGCCCUGUGCCACUCUGGGCAGCCAAACAACUAUUCUAAUGUUGCAGAGGGUAACAAAACUGAUGGCUUUAGACUAAAACAAAGAUCCUGCUGUUAUAUAAGAACACAGAAUCAAUGUCAUCACAAAAUGUCAUCAAACCUUCAGGCACACUGAUGCUAUUGUACAGUACGUCUCUGUGAGAAGUGUUUGCACACUAAACUUCAAACUAUUUUGCAAAUGAAGUGUUAUUUAAUGAGUCUGCUUGUGUAAUAGAACUUUAUUAAAUACAAUCAAGUUUUAAUGUACAAAGUGUAAAAAUAAU